This is a messenger RNA of Cuscuta epithymum, 2315 nucleotides long. The record is from the annotation of a GenBank genome assembly. NCBI's taxonomy places the organism in Eukaryota, Viridiplantae, Streptophyta, Magnoliopsida, Solanales, Convolvulaceae.
GAAGGGAAUAGCAACCCACCAUAGCUCGCUGAAACUCAUUCUCUUUGCUUUGGUUAAAGCGUCCACUUUUCUUAUUCUCGAGAGAAAAGAGAAAGUUUUAUUUUUGUUUUUGUUUUUGUUUCUACAAGGGAAACAAAAUGGGUAUCUCGUGUAUUUUCUGCUCUAUGCUUCUUGAGCUCUGAUCUUCAACUUCAUCAACUGCAGCUACACUACAGACUAUGUGAAAUAUGAAUCACAAGAACAAUAACAAUGACAACAAUGGCUGGUUGGGAUUUUCUCUAAUGUCUCCGCAUAUGAAAAUGGAGGCUCCUUCUCCUUCUACAGCUAUGGCCCCAAGCUUUCACCUUUCUCCAUCUCUAUGUUAUGGUGUUGGAGAACCUUCUCCCUUCCACUUCCCUCUUCCAGUUAUGCCUCUCAAAUCAGAUGGUUCACUAUGUAUUAUGCAACCCCUCUCAAGAUCCCAACCAAAUGGCAUGGUAUCAAAUGACAAUAGCCCAAAGUUGGAGGACUUUUUGGGAGGUGCAACAAUGGGGGGAAAUCCCUUUGGUGGUCAUCAGAGGGAAGCAAUGGCUCUUAGCUUGGACAGUAUGUACUAUCAUAACUCUGACCAGGAAUCUAGGCAGAGAUCUAUGGACUUUUUUCAAGAACCCCAAACUCACCAUUCUUACUAUUCUACCCUGCAAUGUCAUGAAAUUUACCAAGAACCACUUCAGGUGGUGGCUAAACCAGCCCAUCAUCUUGCUGACUGUGAUGAAAAUGAGUUUAAACACUGGGGUUCUUCUGGUCAUUUUGGUGGUGGUCAACAAGGCCUUGACCACCACCACACCUCCACUACCAGCAGUGGGAGUGGGAUGGGUUGCAAUGAGUUGCAGUCACUGACCUUGUCUAUGAGUCCAGGCUCUCAGUCCAGUUGUGUCACUGCUGCAAGGCAUAUUUCCUCUACUGAACUUGAAUGUGUGGCUAUGGAGUCCAAGAAAAGGGCUUCCAUGAAAGUGACUCCAAAACAACCCAUCCAUAGAAAAUCCAUUGACACUUUUGGUCAAAGAACAUCCCAGUAUAGAGGUGUUACAAGGCAUAGGUGGACUGGUAGGUAUGAAGCUCAUCUGUGGGACAAUAGUUGCAAGAAGGAGGGGCAGACCAGAAAGGGAAGGCAAGUAUAUUUGGGUAAGAUAUUUGUUUUCAUUCUAAUUUUCUGAAUGUAAUGCAUAUUUGACACAUAUUUUUAUUUUUUGUGUGACAAAAGCAAUAAUAAUUUGUUCUUUGAGCAGGAGGCUAUGACAUGGAAGAAAAAGCAGCAAGAGCUUAUGAUCUUGCAGCUCUAAAGUAUUGGGGCCCAUCUACCCACAUUAACUUCCCGCUGGAAAACUACCACAAGGAACUUGAGGAUAUGACCAACAUGACUCGCCAGGAAUAUGUUGCACAUCUCAGAAGGAAAAGCAGUGGUUUUUCCAGAGGUGCUUCAAUAUACCGCGGCGUAACAAGGCAUCAUCAACAUGGUCGCUGGCAAGCUCGUAUCGGUAGAGUUGCAGGAAACAAAGACCUUUAUCUUGGAACCUUUAGCACCCAGGAAGAAGCAGCAGAAGCAUAUGAUAUAGCUGCAAUCAAAUUUCGGGGCGUGAGUGCUGUCACAAACUUUGACAUAUCCCGCUACGACGUUGGGAAGAUAAUGGCGAGCAACACUCUCCCUACCGGGGAGUCAGCGAGGAGGAACAGGGAGAGGGCAGCGCCUGUCGAGGCCAUAGAGUAUAGUAACAUUUCCCUUCAACCGAACCAAGAAUGCCUUCAUGAGAGUAAAACCGCGAAUUCAUCAGACUGGAGUAUGAUGUUGUACAACACCAACCCACCUUUCGAACCAAUGCCGCAUGACAAAGAGCUUAACACGGGGAACUACCAUCAGAAACCGUUGUUCUUGGGGGGACUGCAUGAUGAUGUCGUGUACGAGAACGAUGAUGAACCCGACAAGCUUCUCCACGAGAGUAGCCACAUGUCGAACCCGUCGUCCUUGGUGACCAGCCUGAGCAGCUCGAGAGAAGCGAGUCCGGACAAGGUGGCAGGUGGCUUGCCGAUGGUGUUUUGCGCGAAGCCCACUGCCAUGUCAGCAACCAAGUUCUUGAUUCCAACUGGCAAUGUCAAUCCUUGCUUCCCAAACACCAUAUCUCACCUCCCAGUGUUUGCUGCUUGGAAUGACACUUAGAAACUGUCUAUAUUUACGUCAAGGAGUAAGAACUGGAUGAAUGUAGGGUUCCUGUUUAGUUAGUUUCUAAAAGUCCAUAGUGGAUAAUAGUGGUAAAAUUAAUAGAAAGACAUGGUGGGGG